AUGAUAUAACCUUAAAAAUAUUAAUAACUUUUAGGAACCUUUUCAGAUACUUAAUUAAAUUUUAUGUCAUAAGUUUUUAUAUAUGAAUGGGUUAUCAAAUCUGGAUAAAAUUAAAAUAGUUCAUAAAAAAAGCUCAAAUUAAUAAAUAUACCAACUUCAAUGACUAAUUAAUAAUAAGAGUACUUCCAAUCUUCAUUAUUAAUUCAAAGUUGUAGUAAAGUCAACUUUUAGCCCACCAAUGAAAUUGAAAACCCUAUUUUACUCAUAAUCAUAAAAAAUAUAACUCAGAAACAUAAAUUCUAAUAAUUAAGAGAAGAAUAAAUUAUUCAUCAUAGUCUUAUCAAAUCUUUUUCUCAUGAAUUAAGAACUCCAUUAAACAGUUGUAAAAAUAUGUUAAGAAAUGUCUUGAUAUUGCUUAGAGUUCAACUGCCUUACUGA
Messenger RNA from Paramecium primaurelia, 438 nucleotides. The record is from the annotation of a GenBank genome assembly. NCBI's taxonomy places the organism in Eukaryota, Ciliophora, Oligohymenophorea, Peniculida, Parameciidae.